Molecule: messenger RNA, 2337 nt
Organism: Pneumocystis jirovecii RU7
Lineage: Eukaryota; Fungi; Ascomycota; Pneumocystomycetes; Pneumocystales; Pneumocystaceae
Exons: 16
Coding region: 1-2337 (778 amino acids)
Biological process (GO): intracellular protein transport; exocytosis; Golgi to plasma membrane transport
Cellular component (GO): membrane; exocyst
Source: RefSeq, a predicted model, not a curated record
AUGGCAAAUGAUCCGAAUGUUAGUGAGUUAAAGGAUAUGCAUUUCAUGGAAGAGAUAAUUCAGCACAGUUCUUUAGAGAAUAAUCAAGUGGAAGUAUUUGUGCCUGUUUUAAAGAAAGCAUUUGAGUCAGGAACGGAAGAUGGGCUGGUGGAUAUGUGGACACAAUGGGCAGAGAAAAAACGUAAGGAAGUUGAGCAAACGUGUUUGGAACAUCAUCAGGGAUUCAUUAAUUCUAUUGAUCAACUUUUGAGUGUGCGUCAUGGUGUAUUGAUGCUUACGGAACAGUUAUUUAGCUUGAAUCGAGAUAUUCAGAGAAACGGUAGUGAUCUAGCGGCAAAGAAGCGUGCUUUAGUUGAUGCACGUCAGGUUAAUCAGAUUAUUAAUGAAACAUCUGAUACUAUUCGCACAUGUCUGAAGGUGCUUCGUUUAGUGAAUAAGAUUCAUGAGUGGAUUGAAAAUAGGGAGUUUUAUCGUGCUUUGAGGUCUCUUGAGGAGCUUCAAACGGUUCAUUUAAAAGAUGUAUUGCAGUUUCGUUUUGCACAAAACAUACGUGAUUCGAUUCCAUAUAUGAAGCAUAAGAUUAAAGAGGCAGUAAUGGAAAAUCUUAGAGAAUGGCUUUUAGUCCUGCGUACAAGUUCGAGCAAAGUAGGUGAACUGGUGUUUCAAAAAACUCUUGAAAGACAAAGAAUUUGGAAUAUGCGUGUUAAACAAGAUCCACGUUUGCAAUCGUGUGAAUUCAAUUCUCCUGUAGAAUGGGUAUUAAAUGAAAGAGAUGAUUUUGACGUUACAUAUAAUGAUCAGAUUGAAGUUGAUUUUACGUGUUUAUUUGAGUGUCUUCAUAUUUAUGAUGAGCUUGGGCUUCAUGACGAAUUUCGGAUGAGUUAUGAAAAUGAUCGUAGAAUGCAGAAAGAUUUAUUGGUUCCAAACUCAAUACUUAUUCUAAAUAAGGAUAUAUCUCCCAUUUAUAGACUAGUUCAGGAUGUUGCAGGGUUUAUUAUUAUAGAAAAGACUACUUUGAAUAAAGUAAGCGCUUUUCGAUCUUUAGAGGAGAUUGACUCUUUAUGGGAUUCUUUGUCUGGAAAAUUGAUUGAGAGUAUCUCAAAUAGUAUUAAAGACGUUGAUGAUCCUCAGUUAAUUCAUGAUAUAAAAUCUGUUAUUUUAUUAUUUAUACAAGCCAUUGAAACAUAUGAUUAUUCAAUGAAAAAGUUACAUAACUUUUCUUUAAAUUUGUUUGAAACUUAUUCAAGAUUAUUAAAGGCGCAGUUUAGUAAAGAUUUUGAGCAGAUUGUCGCCGAUGACGAUUAUAUGCCUAUUGUAAUUAAUAAUAUGGAAGAUUAUCAAAAAGUACUGGAUGUUAGUUGGUAUAAACCUAAUGAUUCAAUGGACUCUAUAAAGUUUCCUAUCACCCUUCCUUUUUCUCAAAUAUAUCCCUUAUGUUGUGUGGAUAUUCGAAAUUUUGUAAAUCAAUAUUAUAAAUUUGCUGAAGGAUAUUAUAAUCGUUGUCACGAUAUUGACGAUAUUUUAAAACAGAUUUUAGAUGAGCUUUUAGUUAGUCAUGUUAAGAAAAAAUUGAUUGAAAGAUUGAAGUCGAAUAAUUUGGCGCAAGUAGUGCAGAUUAUAAUUAAUCUUGAGCAUUUUGAAAGUGCCUGUGAUGAGCUUGAUUCUUUAUUAUUGGAAAUACAAGCAUCUGGUAAAACUAGAAAUUUAAAACUAAGGGCUAAAUCGGAAUUUCGUGAUGCAAUUAAAGAUGCAGAAAAACGGAUAUUUGAGUUGGUUAAUUCUAAAAUAGAUGAUUUUCUGGAAAUUAUAGACUAUGAUCGACAAGCUGUAACGAAACAAACAGAACCAAGUCCAUAUUUGCUUGAAAUGGUUUCAUAUUUAACGACUGUCAUGAGUUCUACUUUGCAUAAUCUCCCACAUUCUAUAAAGACAUUUGUAUAUUUUCAAACGUUAGAUCAUUUUGCAUCUUCUGUUAUGCAAAUAUUAUUAAAUAAAAAUUCCAAGAAAAUUAACGAAAAUUUCAUUUUAAAUCUUGAUGUAGAUUUGCGGUAUUUAGAGAAAUUUGUUGAAAGUCUCAGUGAUCCAAGUAUCUCUUAUGCAGAUACUUUUCUGGAACAACGACAAAGUCUUAAUUUUCUUAUGUCAGAAACACCUGAAGAAUAUCUUAACGCUGAUAUACAAUUCAAGAAAUAUAGUCGUGUUAAGCCUCAAGCUGCCAUUACUCUCCUUGAAAAGGUUAUUAUAAUUGAAACGAAUAAACCAGUAGAUGAGAGAAGGUUUUCGAAAAUUAGGUCUGCAGAGAAUACCAUUAGUUUGCUUCGUAGUCAGCGUUUUUGA